Messenger RNA from Equus caballus (horse), 3293 nucleotides. The record is from RefSeq and is a predicted model, not a curated record. NCBI's taxonomy places the organism in Eukaryota, Metazoa, Chordata, Mammalia, Perissodactyla, Equidae.
UCCUGCCAUCCUGAGGGUGGGGGGCAGAAGAAAGGGUCUCUUCGUAUGGGCAGGGAGAGGUACCAAGGUGCCAAGCCAGCCCAGGACGGCCUCUUCCUGGCCCAGUCAGAGCCCCUGGGCCUGAGAAGCUCUGACUCUUGUAAGGGGCAUCGCUUUGCCCUUUCUCUGCCUCUAGCACCCAGGGCGGCUGCAGAUGGCAGUGUCUCUGGGGACAGCAGCUGCGACUGAGUCCUCGGGCCGACGCUGAGCUGCCCAGGCCAAGGUGGUGUGCUCAGCACAGAGCUCCCGGAACAGACAUCUGCAGGCCGCGAGGGCUGGAGAUGAUGGGAGACCCUGAACUCUGCUCCACAGAUCCACAGCUUUGCAGCUGAAAUGGCUUCUGCUCAGCCUGAGUACCACAUUCUCAGGUUUAAGUUGCAAGGAGACUGGGGCCCUGCUUGGGGCCAGGGGAGGAAGCACAAAUCACCUUGGCUUCAGUCAGGCUAGUUUGCAGCAGCCUCCCCGCUUGGGGUCCCCUUCCCCACCUCCCCCAACCCAGGCAGCACCAGGCAAAUCUGAACUCUGUCUUUGGUGCUCCAGAAAGGCAGCGGGGCAGGAGGGCGCUGUGCCAGCCCUGACUUUGGGCCAUUAGCACACUCUUCAUUUUAUUCCUCCAUCAAUAGGGCACUUGAGACAUUGUGUGUCCUUCAGAACAGCCAGUGGGGAGCCUGGGGGGCAGGGGAGGGGCUCUGGAUGGAUGCAGGACUGAGAGGUAGCAUCUCUCCCUUCCCUGGGUCACAGCCCACCUCGCAGACCCACCUGGAAGUGGGGGGACAGAGGAAUGGGAGUUUCGAGACAGAAGUCCAAGAAGCUGGGGCUUCUCUUCAGCCUGCUCUGGAGGUCACUUCAUCCAUCCCCUUUCUCCCCUCCCCAGAAGCCAAGGUGCGCCUCUGCUCAUUUCACUCUGCUCAGGUGUCUUUCCCCACCCUGGAGGACUCAAACCUUAGGAUAUCGCUGGGGUUUGGGGUCCAGCUCUGUCACUACCCAGCUGGGUAACCCCAGGCAAGUUAGUGAACAUAUCUGGGCUUUUGUUUCUUCACCUGUAAAAUGUGGACAGGCCUGUUGUAAGGUUUGUGAAGGCAUUCUUUUGUGUGUGUGUGUGAGGAAGAUUGUCCCUGAGCUAACAUCUGUGCCAGUCUUCUCUAUUUUGUAUGUGGGAUCCCCCACAGCAUGGCUUGACAAGUGGCGUGUAGGUCCACACCUGGGAUCUCAAACAGGAGGCAAAAAGAUUCCAGGGAAAAUGAAAGCAUAUACAAAGAUGGGGACUGCAUGUUAUGCAGGUGCACGUAGGUGACUGACAAGCAGUUCCAUAUGAUGGCACAUAGGGUGGGAGAUGAGGCUGAGGGGGUUGGCAGAGAGCAGAUGUGGGCACUUUGGGGCCAUUCUGAGGAGUCUGGGUGUGUACAGGUUUGUGAAGCACCUUUCAUUUUCCUGCCUCCCUGCCUCCCGUUCACCGGAAGUAACCAUGGUUAAUACUCACUGAGCGUUGAUUCUGUACCAGGUGGUGUUGUGCUAAAUGCUCUGUAGGUACUGUCUUGCUAAACAUUCACAGUGACCUUGAGAAGUGGGUUCUAUUUCUAUCCCAAUUUUACACAUAAGGAAACUGAGGCUCAGAGAAUAAGAACGAACUGCUGUGUAGCACUCAUUAUGUGCCAGGCACUGGUUCUGAGCAUUUUACAUAAAUUUACUCAUUUCACAGUCACAAUAGUCCUGAGACCUAGGAACUAUUUUCAUUCCCAUUUUACGGAUUUGGAAACCAAGGCCCAGGUUUUUUGGGCUAGCGCCUGCGUCCAUACUCUUAUAAUUAUGAGAUUGGGCGUGGGCCUGAAUUCGGGAGCCUGUGUGGACCCUGUUGACAUCAACCAUGUCCCCUGGGGAUGGGCGUUUGUUCAUCAGGCUUUCACUAAGCCACACCUGGCCAGGAUGUGCGGGUGGCCGGGGACCCACUCAUCUGUGAAGGGCCUGGCCCACGGCAGCCUCUGCAGCUGCGCAGUCAGAGCCGGGAGGGGCGGCUCAGGGGAGGCAUUGCCCAGGCUGUCCUUUACUGAGUGCCCUGAGGGAUCAGUCACCUCAUUGAAUCCCCGCUGGGACUUGCACAGAGGCUCUGUUAGUGUCCCCUUCCACAGGGGACGACCCCGAGGCCCAGAGAGGUUAGGCAACUUGCCUGAGGGCACACAUGCUGGAGAGGGACUGAGCCAGGUGGGCUUUCAGCUACAAGCCUCCAUCUCAGAGGCCAAGGCCGCCGCGAUGCCGCACUUCCUGGACUGGUUCGUGCCUGUCUACCUGGUCAUCUCCGUCCUCAUCCUGGUGGGCUUCGGCGCCUGCAUCUACUACUUCGAGCCAGGACUGCAGGAGGCGCACAAGUGGCGCAUGCAGCGCCCCCUGGUGGACCGUGACCUCCGCAAGACACUGAUGGUCCGUGACAACCUGGCCUUUGGAGGCCCCGAGGUCUGAGGUGACCACCUCCGGUGGCCGGGCUGGGCGGUGGGCACCGGGCACCCUCUCCCACCCUUCACAGCCCGGAGACCCUGGGACAGAGGGAAGACAACGACUCCUGGUCCUCCAGGCCGUCCCUCGGUGGCCUGGGCCCUCCCAGCAGAGGCUCCUGGAUGCUCUGGGGCCCCUGGUGUGGAGGGAUGCGGCACUGAGUGCCUUGAGGUGUCGCUGCUGCUGGUUCAGGGCUUGCUCUCCACGUCAGGCCAGCUCACCCCAUGGCCGCCCUCCCCAGCUCUGGGGACGUCCCCCACUGGCCCCCGGUGCCUUUGUGCUGCCCAGCACUCCUGCCACUCCUCCUGGAGUCAGGGGCUGCUGCCCCUGCCUGUCCUGAACCUCCAGAUCCCCUUUUCCCACCAAAUGCCCAGUUAUACUCAGCUCCCCACUCCACCCAAUGGCACUGACUCUGCAGCUUCGUGUGGCUGGCUCCAAACUGACCCAGGGAAAGGGCCCCAUUUGGAGAAAUGUCAGCUUGGUCCAGCCCAGCCCCAUCCCUCUGGACUCAGGCUUGGCACUGGUGAGUGUGUGUGGUGGGAUGUGCAGAGGGGCAAGACCACAGGGGAAGGAAAUGUGUGUGUGUGUGUGAUAGAGAGAGAGAGAGUCUGGGGCGAGGGGACAGGCAUGGGGUGGGAGGAGAGGCAGGUAUGCGUGAGAGGGAGAGUGGGGGCCCCAGGCAGGGUGGGAGAUGGUGGGCACGGGGUGAGCUCUGUGGGCGCCAGCAGCAGUUCCCACCCCCGUCCCUCUGCUGGAUUUCCCCAUCC